This is a messenger RNA of Guillardia theta CCMP2712, 2298 nucleotides long. RefSeq lists its product as hypothetical. Gene Ontology annotation, biological process: phosphatidylinositol dephosphorylation. Gene Ontology annotation, molecular function: phosphatase activity. The transcript is spliced from 3 exons. The record is from RefSeq and is a predicted model, not a curated record. NCBI's taxonomy places the organism in Eukaryota, Cryptophyceae, Pyrenomonadales, Geminigeraceae. The coding region runs from base 1 to 2298 and encodes 765 amino acids.
AUGAGCUCAAAGGAUCUGCCACAACCAUCAGAAAACGUGGUCAGCCGGGAGAAGCCUAUGGCUUUCACAGUUCGCUUCGACGCGGACAACUUCUACUGCUUCCCGCGAUCUGGAGGCCACAAGGGAAUUCUGAGGAUACAGAAAGAGACCUCCUCCUUCUUCUACGAGCCCAUGCCUGCUGAUCCCCCCGGGUGUUGCGAGAAGCUCGUCAUGGCUGUUCUGGGGGUCUUUCACCGUCAGACACAGAGCUUCCUGGUGGUAGUGACCGACGCUGCUGUGGUCGCCAAGUUCGACGACAAGACGAUCUGUGAGAUCACCCGCGUCGAGUUCCUGCCGUUCAGCUUCAACUUCGCGCCUGAGAGGAAGGCCAGGUCGGAGAACGUCCUCAAGGAAGUGAAGGCGCUGGAAACGGCCCUCUCCUCGCAAGGGUUCUUCUUCUCCUUCGACAUCGACCUGACGCGCUCCGGCGUCAUUGACGUCUUCGCUCCGUCUCCUCUCGCCGCCAGUCAGGACGCGCAGGAGCAGUUCGAAUGGAACAAGGAGAUGCUCAUUCCUGCUGAGAUGUUCACCCUGCAACAAGCUCCUACCGUCGACCUCUCCUUGGAGUGGAUGGUUCCGGUCAUGUGCGGCAGCGUGCAGGGAGGAGAGCUCCUGGUCUCCUCCGACGACGACAACUUCGCUCCUCAGCUCCGAUCCAGCAAGCUGUCUCUUGCUGUGAUCUCCAGGAGGAGCAGGGUACGGUCCUGGCCGCGAUCGUCCUCGGGGCUCGACGAGGAAGGGAACUCGGCGGACUUUGUGGAGACGCAGAUGAUUCUGUGGGCGAGCAACAGUGCGGGGAGGAGGACGGAGUUCAGGCAUGCGAGCAUGAGAGGGUCUUGUCCUCUGGUGUGGGGCAAGAGCUCUAGCUCCUCCAUCUCCGCCGCCCCGGAGAACGAGUCCGCCGCCUCCCUCCGCAGCCACAUCGCUAAGCUCGCCAGCAUCUACUCGGACCAGCUAGUGCUGGUGGGUAUCAGCUCCUCCACCGUGUCCAAGUCCUCAGACGAGACGAUGCUGGCGAGGUCGCUGGAGGCUGCGGUGAAGAUCGCCGGGAAGGAGAGCAGCAGCAUGGAUCACGUGCAGUGCACGAGCAUGUCGAUGCCGGUCGACCCCCUCGACAAGGCAACCGGCUCCAAGUUCACGCAUGACUUCAGCAUGCGGGGGAUGGAGAGGGAGCGGCAAGGGGAGGAGAGGAGGCAGACGAGCUUCCAUCGCGUGCAUGGCUUCGACCUCCUCGAAGUCAACAACUUCCAGACGCUGCUCGCUCUCCGCGCCAUGGAAUCUUUCCUUUCUUCCCUUGGCUCGAGCUCAGUGCCCCAGCCCCUCCUCUCUCUCCUCCUCACCCAGUGGGCGGCCAACGGCAUCAGCCUGUUCCGGCAGUCGACGGGCAGCGACCCCCCGAGCUCUAACUCUGGAAUCUCCUCCCGGUUCUCCGGCAUCACCGGAGGCGUCGCCUCCUCCUUCUACUCCAAGUUCGUCAACACUGCGAGCGCCAUCGGCGGUUUUGCUUCCUCCUCGAGCGGAGGAGCAGACGUCGCGCUGCAGCUGCUCUCCUCCCUGCGCGUGACGGGGGAGGAGGCGCAGCUGGCUUGGAGGAGGCACGGGCUGCUGGCAGGAAGCGAGGAGGAUCUGUGGGAGGGCAGGAGGGUGAGUGUGUUCGUCGGCUCGUGGAACGUCAACGGAAAGGUUAUGAGCAAGGACGAGAUCAUGGGCUGGCUGCUCCCAGCUGUGAAGGAGUGGGGGACGGAGGGCCCGGACCUCUACGUGCUGGGGCUGCAGGAGGCGGUGGAGUUGGGCGCCAUGUCAGUUCUCAAGGACACAGGACAAGGGAUCCUUGCUGACCUUUCGGACGAGGAUGCGGGCAAGAGCUCCGUGAUGAGCAGAUGGACGCAGGAGGUUGAAGCUGCGAUCGCUGAAAUUUUCGGCUCCAAGAAGGAGCUCUCUCUCAUUGCCUCCCGGCAGCUCGUCGGCGUCGUCCUCCUCGUCUUCGCUUCCCCGAGCAUCAAGUCCCUCAUUUCCAACGUCAGCGUGGAAGCAUGCAGGACCGGUCUUCGCGGCAUGGCUGGCAACAAGGGUGGGGUUGCCGUCCGGCUCUGCCUGGGCUAUACAUCCUGCUGCAUCAUGUGCGCGCACAUGGCGGCUCACAUGAAGAACGUGACGCAGAGGAACGGAGACUAUCAGAGCAUCGUCGGCGACGUCUCCUUCCCGCACCUCGAGGGCUUCACCCUGCGCUAUCCACAGCGCACCGCUCGCGCCUUGUGA